AUGACGGGGCCAUCUGCAGAGCAUGGCGACCCGCGCAGUGGGGGCCAAGGCCAGACGAGUGGUCUGAGUGCUGCUGCUGCGCAGCAGCAGGGCUGGCCGCAGCAGACGCCACAGCAGGGGCCAUGGCCGCCAAGACAGCAGCAACGGCAGCAACCUGCUUACUACCAUUCACAGCAGCAACAGCAGCAGCAGCAGCGCCAAGGACAAUGGCCCCCGCCGCCGCCUGCCCGUGAGCCGUGGCCGCCGCAGCAGCACCAGCGGCAUGACGGCAGCCCCGGCACACUCUCCAUGGCCGGGCUGGCGCUAGCCGUCUCACAGGCGGCCCCCCAGACCUAUCAGCAGCAGCCGCCACCCCCGCCCCCCCGCGGCCCCGCGGCCGGCCCCGCUCUCGGCACCAGCCCCGCCGCGGCCGCACGCCACGCGCCGCAGCGCGCCAACAGCGCCGGCGCCUCGCGGUCGGGCGGCGGGCGGACAUUCUUUCCGCCCUACUACGAUCAGUCGCAGCUGCAGCCACUCAUGAAGCGGGGCCAAGUGCUGCG
Messenger RNA from Monoraphidium neglectum, 539 nucleotides. RefSeq lists its product as hypothetical. The record is from RefSeq and is a predicted model, not a curated record. The transcript has a single exon. The annotation marks the transcript as partial. Lineage: Eukaryota; Viridiplantae; Chlorophyta; Chlorophyceae; Sphaeropleales; Selenastraceae.